This is a messenger RNA of Lineus longissimus, 4660 nucleotides long. RefSeq names its product TLC domain-containing protein 2-like. The transcript is spliced from 4 exons. Gene Ontology annotation, cellular component: plasma membrane. Bases 64 to 912 code for a protein of 282 amino acids. The record is from RefSeq and is a predicted model, not a curated record. NCBI's taxonomy places the organism in Eukaryota, Metazoa, Nemertea, Pilidiophora, Heteronemertea, Lineidae. Gene Ontology annotation, biological process: regulation of membrane lipid distribution; membrane assembly; phospholipid homeostasis.
AGGUAUGAUACACACACAAUUCUUGCGGUGAAGUCUACUUUCUUCUCGCUUAUAUAAACUUAUAUGGUGGAAUUGGCGGGUGAAAAUAUGUCUGUUUCGUCUUUAAAUGGAAGUUCAAUUGAUGUGCGAUAUGGAUAUUGUGUCUUGUUCGGGGCAAUAUUCUUUUUCCAAGUUCUCAACAAGUUCGUUUCCUACUUGGGCCCUCCAAAAACUCUCAAAGAUUCUGAGGAUGAGUUUUGGAAGUAUAAAAAUGUUCUUAUCUCAUGGAUACAUGCUUGUAUAGUUGGACCAUGGACUUUAGCUUGCGCCCUCUUCCUCAAUGAAUACUGGACUGAUUCCAUCGUGUAUGUCGAGAUUUAUGGGUACAGCCUGCUAGCAUUCUCUACAGGUUACUUUUUAUACGACUGCUUUGACUGUAUAGUGAACAAUAAAGUAUUUAAAAUGUGGGAAGUUUGUCUUCAUCAUGUUGCAGUCAUAUCAACAUUUCUGUACAACUUGGUCCAAGUGAAGUUUGUCGGCUAUGUCAUUUACGCCCUUCUCGUCGAAGUAAACAGUAUCUUCCUUCAUGCUCGCAAACUGAUGCAGAUGGCAAAGGUCGACUUCAACCAUUCAUUCUACAAACUCAACAACAUAUUCAACAUUCUCACAUUCAGUAUCUUUCGCUUUGGUGCUCUCGUCAUUAUAACGUACGGUAUGGCGUCGCUGUAUGAAUACAAGAGAAUUCUCGUUCAUGGAUCUCAAGGCUAUUGUAUCACGCUGAUGGCAUCAAUGUUUACGAUGUGGGUUAUUAAUCCUAUCCUUUAUUGGAGACUCGUGAAAAAUGACUUUUUACGCAAGAAACAUUAUCGAAGCAAAUCAGAGAACAGCCUUGAUGUAAAUGGCAGCAAUAACAAUGUGAAAAAGGUCGAUUGAGAAAGUAUUAAAAAAGAUCGAUGUGUGAUGCAAGAGGAAAAAACUGAAGUGGAAGGCAGAUUUGGGCUUCCAUCAUUGCUCUUUUGAGUGCUGUAUUCUUUGUUAUAGUUUGCAUUUUACAUCAAUUAUAGCCCAAAAGUAACCAAUUGGGCUUAAGGGUUUCCAGUCCAUCCAAGGAAGAUACAUUUGUUUUAUGACACAGCAGUAGGGGAGAUGGGAGGUCACCUUGAGUAAGAGACCUUUUAGUGUUGUCAGCCCUACCAAGAACCAACAUAGUGAUUGUUGUCAUUAGUUUCCAUCUCUAAAUUACACAAAAAAUGGAUUUUUUUAACAACGACAGCAGUGAUAAUCAUUGUGUAAAUCAAGAUAUUGGCAAUGCACUGCCUGGAGCUCGGAAACAUGAUCUCAUGGAUGAUGACAUCAUGAUGUUCUCGAUACCUCGAAACAGUGUUGUACUAUCAUGUGACUUAUACAGUCCAAGUCACAAAUGACAUCUGUCCUGCUUUGUGUCAGUGACGCGCAAGUUGCACGCUUAUCUCUAUCUUUCGCAUAUUUUACACGAUUUACAGGAUGUCAGUUGUGAUUUGGACUGUAGUGUAGGUCAACACUUGGCUACAUUCGGAUGCCAAAUUUUUUCCUUUGCCAGGAGUUUACAUGUUGCGAUAUCACAGCAUUAUGCCACAUACUGCAGAUUAUGCUCUACAAAUACAAGCCGAUUUUAAUAUUGGAGCGCAGAUACAGAGAUGUGUCUUGUGGAUAGACACCUGUUUUAAAAAGAACAGCUGUGAAUAUUACAAGUGGUUUAACAUGGCGAAUGAUAUGGCAUUAUGCAUAUCGGGUCAUUAGUCUCCAUCAACCAUGUAAUGGUUGUUGGUAGGAGACUUUUGCUAUAUCUAGGAAAAUGUUCCGGCUUUUUGUUCAUAAACUCACUCGGGGCACAAGGGUGCUCUACACAUGUUAUUGAGUGUCCACCCUUGGGUUUUUGUAUGGACCGGUCAUGCCUCAUGAAGUGCUGGUGUGGGAAGUUGACAUUGAAUGUACCACAAUAAUGAAAGGGGACCUGGAGCUUCAGACUUCCAGCCGAAGAUCAUCCUGGCAAAGUUAGAAUGUAUUCCAUCCCUCAAUCUAUCACUGCAGGUGUGGGAAGUUUACGCAUACAGGUUCCACACAUCAAAACAUGUCAACAUACCAGCUACAAUGAGCUAGGGAAAUCUGCAUCGCCCAUAGCCCACAAUAUUCUUAACCAGCAGUAUUAGAUGUAUUGGCUUGUGCCUGAUUGUGUUUACUUUAUUUUUAGGCUAUAUAUCUAUCGUUCUGCACCUGUUUCUUAUCAAGAUUUAUUGUUCAGUUAAAGCGAUUUCUGUAAGGGGCGUUGCAGUUAACAGUUUCUUGGAUGGUUUGUGUAGGGAACGAAUAGCACUGUGACAAGGCUUCUGAUACACUGAGGAAUUGUUCUAUACAUGCUAUAUGAAACUUGAAGACAGUGAUGACUCUAGUACUUAAAGCAGUAGGUGUGACUCUUGAGGAAAUUACUGUAGCACACACAAAGAUGUGGGGUUUUCGUUUUGGUGGAUUGUCCAAUCAAAAGUGUUGAGAUGAGCCAAUCAGAAUUUGCCUCAUGCACCCUCUAAAUCUGCCAUUGCUCGAUAUCGAGGUGUCCUGAUUACAGAGGACAAAUUGGUACCAUAAAUCAUGUGUCCUUGCUGGAGACUGUGUACAUUUACAGAGGUGGCGACUGCGAUGGGAAGUUCCAAUGUACUUUAGAAGUCAUGUUAUGCUAAUUCCUCAUUCAUAAUCCCUAAGCUUGCUGAGGCCAGUGUAAAGUGUUUCAGGCAUAAGCAAGCAUAAGCUAAUGGCUAUGAACUAUAUUGUGAAGCCUUUGAAGGCGAUUAUUUACGAUAGUUCCAGCUCAACUCUACUGCUUUUAUUCCCUGGGUUUGUUUAUACUUUCUAUACUUCUUAAACAGAACUGAUUGUAAUGUCUUCCUUGUAAUGCUCAAACGCCAUUGGCUGAAGUCUUUCAUGAUGUAUGCCUUUUGUACAAUAUUUUUAUCGUGUUUAUAUUGCAGAAUAUACCAAUUACUAUUUUAGAUCAAGCUGUCACGUCAUGUCCAAGUAAAUUAGAGUCCACGGAUUCUACUACAUGGUGUCUCAAAAUGAAUACCAAAUACUGCUAGUGUUAUAUGUUUUAGAAAAUAUAUUUACCAGAAUAGUUUAGUAAUAGUAGUACAAAACUCAAGAUAGCUUCUGUGAAGUGUGCAUAUCCAUGUAUUUGAUGGAAUAUUUCUAGUCCUUUAGACUUCCUGUGUGAGACAGUUUCAUGUUUAUCACGCCGACUCAUUCUGAAAUCCUUCUAUCCCUUCAUUCGCUGUUAAAUUGGGAUGGCCACAGUCUCCUUGUCUGAACUGUACUUUGCAAAGGAACAAUUUUCAUGGAACUACGAGUAAAUAACUAAAUUGAUUGAUUACUGAUAUUUUUCUAUACAGUAGUUCUGAUUAAAUUGUAAAUAAAAUACUAACAUUACGUUAAGUUGGAUUGACUAAUAAGUAUAUAUUAUAUUCAAGAAAGUAGUUUAUUGUGGUUAUGACGAAUUUAGGUCAAAUGCUUCUAAUUCUAGGUGAGCCCCAUAUUUUAAUAGCGGGCUAGGUGCGCUUUCGUUUUAUUGUAGGCGAGGUCUUGUAAGUACUCACAAAUCACACAAUUUAUAUACAUCUAUGUGAUUUUUUGAAAUUUCAAGCAUUAACAUAAUGUCAAAUUUUGAUUUAAACAUCAUUGUUGACAGAUGCUGUUAUAGAUAUGAAAACUUUCCUAGAGCCAUUUCUGCACCCAACAGAAAGACACUUGCUCGUUUUGCAUUGAAGAGCUCUGCUUAGAAAAGAGACCUCACAAGAAAAACCCUUUCUACGUAUCAAAAUAUCUCUGCUUGCCUAAUCCAACUCCGAGUUUAUCUGUGAAAAAAUAUGUAGACGUUCACCCACCCAUUGUGCACAUACUUUUGUAAGCAGAUUUUAAACUAAUUUCUUAUCAACAGCUGAUAAAUGUAUGAUUUCAUCACAUUACUCAAUUGACAAAUGGUAACACCUGUUUUUUUAUUAUUGAUACAUGUACCUGGUGAUAUACAAAUAUGUGCUCCAUAUAUGUUCCAUCUUAAAUGUAUUUUGUAAUAGAACUAUACGCAAAGCUGAUAAAAUUUUCAUAUGAACAUUCUUUUACUUUUGAAAGGUGAUAAAUUUGUACAAAUGCUUCCAGCAAAGAUAUAUCAGAAGUAAUAUGUUGUAAUUUGACAAUGCAUUGAUAAUGACUGUAAAGCCUAAAAACUGAAUAAACAUGAUAUUAUUGGUUUUGAACAUGAUGCAAUCACAACUCUCUUGGUUUGGGACAACUCUCUCAUAGAGAUGGUGCUGUAACAACUACACCAAACAGAUUAACACUUUCACAGCCAGACCAAUGCUCCCUCAGACCACAGAGAGAAAAUUCUGCUUAACGUUUUUGCAAGUAGCCUUUCCAAGACCAUAGCAUCCCGAAUCAAAAGAGAAGAUUGGGCACCUCCCUACUUUCGGUUAAAAAAUAUCGAAUGACCCCUUCCAGCACCCCUCCCCUCCCCUUCCCCCCAUGGUCCAUAUAGAUGAAAGUGCGUGGUUCAGCUGUUCACGUGUUAAAGGCGUUCAUGUGCAUUCAAGGAUAUAUAUAAAUAGCAGAAUUACUGAAAUGAACGUGUAUAUUUCAAUGGUAUUUUGAUUAAUAAACU